UUGUCAGUGAGACUAGCGCGAAUUCUCGUAUGCAAGUUAUUUUCGUGACAGCAGUUAAGUUUUAUUUCUUGAGAAAACGCUAAAGAAGGUCACAUAAACUAGCUUCUUGAGAGAAGUUGGCGGCCAUGGCCGCUGCGAGCUUGUCGCUUAUUGCGCCUGUGUGCUACAAUCAUCCCGAGAAGCGAGCGGAUUUCAAGUGUUUUGAUUGCAAAUAUGAGAGUAUUAUCUGUCUGUGUCCUCAAUGUAAUAUUCAAGUGCACAGCCUGGAUGUUUUCAAGGCACACAGAUAUGAACAGAUAGAAGUCAUGCGGAAACAACGACGAUUGUCACAAGAUGUCCAAGACAUCGAAAAGUUACUUGAGGUGGAGAAUGAAUUGCUUCAGAGUGUGCUUACAAGGUUAAAGUACACAGAAGAAGAAGAGAAGGAAACCUUAAGCCAGUUGGUGCAAAUGCAAUCAGCUACCAAAAAGAGAGUUGCUGAAAUAAGAGGUUGUGCAGGAGCAGUUGAAAAAGCCUUUCAGUAUCUGGCAAAGGUGUCCAGCAUGCUAAUACAGUGUAGUACUCAAGAUGAAAGAAGUAGCAGCAAACGUAAUCAAGCUGUAGCAGGUGCUGAUGCUGAUGCAGCAGUGCCUAAGGAGCAACCAGACAGCUCUGAGUCAAAUUCUCCCCAUCAGCCAACUCCUAUCCCUGCACAGGAGACACCACUUGGCAGUGAAAAACAAGAUGUGCCUGAAGAACCUAAAGUUCAACUCAGUAAGGAGAUGGAAGGCAAAGAUGUUUUCCCAGUCAGCAUAAUUGGAUCAUUGGCCAGAAAUGGAUCUUUUUGGAUUUCCAAGACAGGAGAACCAGCAAUGGAAACGAGGAAGGAGACUGCAAUGGCCAUAAAUAAUUAUUUUAAAAAGCAUGGGUUUGGAAACCCUGUAGUACCAAAAGAAGGUUUAUUCUGUGCAGCUCUGAACAGGCAAAGCAAGGAGUUCUGUCGUACCAGGGUUGAAAGUGUAUCUUCCCCUGAAAAGUGCAAGAUCCGAUUCCUUGAUUAUGGAUUUGUUGAGGAAUGUGCACCUUCAGUUCUUUGUGAACUUUCUUGUGAAUUGGAUGAUAAAUUUAUCCUGUAUCAGGCAUUUCAAGCUUCUCUUUUUUCAGAUUUGGAUACCCAAUUGCCAUAUGAGGCAAAGUGGUGCUUCAAAGAUCUGACCUUCAACAGAGAAUUGAUGGCAGCAGUUCAAGGCCAGGUCACUGAUAAGAAUGGCACUGUGAUCUAUCAUGUGUUGUUGUCUACUUGUGGGGACAAUUCUGUGUGUAUCAACAGCAAAGUGGCUCAAUUAGUGGAUGAGCAAAAGCUUGCAGUAGAGAACCGUCCUGUUCAGCCAAGAGAAGCAAAGGCAGAUGCCGAAGCACCUGUAGUUCAAAUCAAUCCCAAUAUAGCACAGACUGCAGACAGUGGGGCAGCAUGCAAUGCUGCUCAAGAGAUGGACAAUGAACAUGCUGUGUCCGUUGUAGGGACAAUGGCAAAGAUAGUCAGUGAGGACAGUGUUUCUGAUGAGAAUGCCACCUGUAAAGACAAAAUUACGGUUGAUGCCAAGAUCACUAAUAGCAAAAAGGAAGGCAGGCAAGCACUUCGUCCGGAAGCUGAGGAGUUUGUCCCUCUAUCCCCAGAAAGGGUUAAAGUGUCAGACAAGUUAUCUGCUCAGCCUGCAUCUAAACAAGCCAGAAUCCCUGGUAUACUGCACCUUCCUGCGCAAGAUUCAUUUUCCAAAGCGUUGUUUGCGCCUGAGAGUAAGGUCGACAAUGUACCUAGUUCUGGGCUCCAAGCCAAAGAUGUGCCUGUGUAUGACCAUCAAGAGAAUCAGAUGUUAGGGCUCAAGGAUGUAGCUGAAAACGUUGCAGGUUUUGAAAGCCAAAAUGUCCUUACUCCUGAACACUCAGUCAAGGAAAUUUCUCCCUCUGAGGGCGCAGCUACAAAGUUACAGACCUUUGAGCAUCAGGUCAGCGAUGUGCCUGCUUCUGUGCUUGUGGUCAAUAAAGCAUCUGUCUCAAGGCAUCUGGAAGAAGGAGGCACUAAAGUGUUUCCAAUCGAGCAUUAUCGCAACACAGUGCCAGAUAACCACUUACCUGUUGGCGGUGUUGAUGUGGCAAUGUACAACUACAUCUUGAACAAAUGCUCUGUGAAUAUGAUUGGCAUGGAGGAACUAACAUAUGCUCGUUUUGUAAUGAUCAAAUCAGACCCCAGGCGAAUCAUCGAAGCCAUGAAGUUUGAUGUUUGGUGUUCGAAUAUGAAAACCAACAGAAGCUUAAAUAUUGCCUUCAACAGUGUGAGAAAUGGAGGCGGCAGGGGUUCAGUGUUCCUCCUGUUUGCAGGACAUAAAUUCGUCAACUUCUGCGGUUUGGCUGAAAUGUUAACGUCUGUUGACCCGACACAGAGCUGUCCUAUGCUUAAUGAGCCAUUUAAAUUUGGUGGAAAGAUGAUUGGGAGAUGCGACAUUAGGUGGAUAUAUGCAAACAACCUUCAAUUUAAGGAUAUAAAGUUUAAACCUGAAAGUCGUUUCUCUGUCAGAUAUCUCAUGGAUGCUGCAGACGGCUUGGAAAUUGCUAAUGAUGUGGGACGGAGCAUUGUGAAGGCUUAUGAAAGUAUCACUUACUUCAACUCUAUUUUGCAACAUGCUAUCAAAACUCACCAGUCAUACUUAGAUGAUCAAAAAGAGAAACAGCCAAGGAGUGAUACUGAGCUGCCUUGGUGGAGAGUUACCAGAGAAGAGUUGAGCGAUGAUUCACCAGCAUCUCAAGAAGACUGGGACCAAGAAAUUGAAGACAGCCUGAAAACUUCUGAAAGGUCAGGUACUGAUAAAGACAAAACAGAUGCAUCUGCUGAGUUUCACAGCGGUGGCUGUGAAAACUUAUCUAUCGAUGCCACACAUAUCAGUGAUGAUGGACUUAGUCAUGCUCUUGACAGUCACCAGGGUGCUGAUCAAAUCGAAAUUGGGAAGGACGCCAUCUCUACUGAUAAGGAACCUGAUGGCAGUAUUAAAAAUAAAGACAUUGCAGUGGCCAAUGAUCUAACCUCUCAGCCCUUGAAAAGUGAAAAGGAAAUUCCCACGGAAAACAGGGACUCGUUAAGUAAAAACAACAAUCGUGCUCACUUUAGAUCCAGUGUCAAGAAUCGUUCCUCUUCCGAGAAAAGUCUUGCUGAGGAAACGGCUGAAGUUCCCGGUGACCCAACUGAUUGGGCAAGUAAAACGCCUUCCAAGGCAAGUCUUGAGGAAGCAGAAACUGUCCCGUCCAAUGAUGGAAGUGACUGGGAGACUAGAACGCCUUCCAAAACAAGUCUUAAAGGAGCGGAAACUGUCCCGUCUAGUGAUGGAAGUGACUGGGAGACUAGAACGCCUUCCAAAACAAGUCUUGAAGAAGGGGAAACUGUCCCAUCCCAUGAUGGAAGUGACUGGGAAAUUGGAACGCCUUCCAAAACAAGUCUUAAAGGAGCGGAAACUGUCCCGUCUAGUGAUGGAAGUGACUGGGAGACUAGAACGCCUUCCAAAACAAGUCUUGAAGAAGGGGAAACUGUCCCAUCCCAUGAUGGAAGUGACUGGGAAAUUGGAACGCCUUCCAAAACAAGUCUUAAAGGAGCGGAAACUGUCCCGUCUAAUGAUGGAAGUGACUGGGAGACUAGAACGCCUUCCAAAACAAGUCUUGAAGAAGGGGAAACUGUCCCGUCUAAUGAUGGAAGUGACUGGGAGACUACAACGCCUUCCAAAACAAGUCUUAAAGAAGCGGAAACUGUCCCGUCUAAUGAUGGAAGUGACUGGGAGACUAGAACGCCUUCCAAAACAAGUCUUGAAGAAGUGAAAACUGUCCCGUCGAAUGAUGGAAGUGACUGGGAGACUAGAACGCCUUCCAAAACAAGUCUUGAAGAAGUGAAAACUGUCCCGUCGAAUGAUGGAAGUGACUGGGAGACUAGAACGCCUUCCAAAACAAGACUUGAAGAAGUGAAAACUGUCCCGUCUAAUGAUGGAAGUGACUGGGAGACUAGAACGCCUUCCAAAACAAGUCUUGAAGAAGUGAAAACUGUCCCGUCGAAUGAUGGAAGUGAUUGGGAGACUAGAACGCCUUCCAAAACAAGUCUCAUAGAAGGUAAAACUGUUCUUUCCAAUGAUGGGAGUGAUUGGGAGGUUAGAAAACCCUCCGAAACAAGUCUUGAGAGGAGUGUAGGGGGACCAAACAGUACGUCAAGUUCUCUUUCCAAGACUUGCGUUGAAACCGAAACAGCAGUUAAGUCCUCUGCUAUACGUUCUCUGGAAACAUCACCCAUGACAGGUGAAAGAGUUAAUACAUUGGCACCACCAAGUGCCACAAGUGACUUGGAAACAGGAAUUCUUGAUAAGACUCUUCCCCAAGAACAAACAGGAGUUGUGCCAUCUAUGUCCAGAACAAGUCUUGACGAAGAAUCAGCAUCUCAGUUCGCAGGUGGGAGUGACUGGGAGACUGGCACUCCUUCUAAAACAAGUCUUGUUGAAGGAACUGCGGUCGGGCCCUCUGGCGGGAGUGACUGGGAAACUGGAACACCCUCCAAAACAAGUCUUGACAUAGACUCAUUAGCCCAGCCGCCGCCCUUUAGCGAAGGCAAUGAAGAGACUCAUUUCAAAAACAGCCUUAAGGACGAAAUGGCAGAGUACCCCGGUGGUUCAAGUGAUCUGGAACCUGGAGGACCCACCAAUUCGAUGCUGAUUCAGACAACCUCUGCGGCUAAUGGCAGGUCAGAUGACGCACCAGGCAUUGCAGGAAUGACUGAUAGCGACUCGUGUCUAGAAGUGGCCUCAGGGUGCUUGUUGUCACCAGAACUACUGUCUCAAGAGAGCUCAGAGGAAUUAGUGAUAUCUGACUACGUACCCCUUGAGAUAGGAAAAGAACAUUCUAUUAUAGUUCAAGAGAACUUGACAGACAGUGGCACUUUUUGGGCUAAAGUUACUCGGGCAAGGAAGGAGGAAGAUGCCUUCGUGGAUGCCAUGGUGCGCAUGGGGACCCACAUAGAAGCCAGAAACAAAACCCUUGAUCCAAGUGAGAUAUUUAUAUACAAGCAGUGUGCCGUGAAGGGCCGAGAUGGAUACUGGUACCGAGCUCUUGUAGAGAAAACUCUGGACAAGGGGAAGAUUUGCGUUCGACUUCUGGACAUUGGUGAUGUGUGGGAAGUGAAUCAAAGAGCACUGAGGGUGCUUGAUGAUAAGUUUUACACGUCUCCUCCUGCGCAGGCUUUUGAGUGCUGCAUAGUGUACUCAAAUUCUGCUAACAAGAAGGAAAAGAGUCGAAUCGCCAAACUCGUGAGAAGAAACAAAAAGCUCCAAGUUUUGGUGAAAGGUUACAGUGCGGGUACUGUUGAAGUUCAAAUUCUGUCGUAAACAAGAUGAUUCUUAUUUAUCUGAUUAUUUUAUUGAACUUUGAUGUCCCGAACUGUCGUGGUUCUUUUUGUCUUGGAUAUAUAUCUAAUGUUCAUGCAAAUGUUGAUGAAUACUUUUAUACGCUCUCAGAACUUUCUUUAGAUUUCUUACUUGCGAGAUGACAGAUUUACCAAUAGACAUUCUUUUUGGUACUUAAU
This is a messenger RNA of Pocillopora verrucosa, 5584 nucleotides long. RefSeq lists its product as uncharacterized. The record is from RefSeq and is a predicted model, not a curated record. Gene Ontology annotation, molecular function: RNA binding. NCBI's taxonomy places the organism in Eukaryota, Metazoa, Cnidaria, Anthozoa, Scleractinia, Pocilloporidae.